CAGUCGUGCUCGUCAAGCCAUCACCCACCACCUUGGCAUCAUCACCAUCAGUAUCAUCAUCAAGGGCCAGGAUAUCAUCAUCAUCAUCGCAAUAAGCAAAGAAGCAGCACUUGCCUCAAAACACACAUUCCCACAUCAAUAAUCCACUUAUCUACCUACCUAUCAUGGGAUCAUCGCAGUCCUCCUCCUCCUCCUCCUCCACCUCCAGCGACGCCAACAACAACAACAACAACAACGACGCCGCCGGCGCCGCCAAGAAGAAGUCGCUCUACCAGCGCGCGCAGGAGAAGAAGCGCGGCCCCGGCACGAGCGGCCUCAGCGACGAGGACCUGCAAAAGUACACGGGCAAGACGCGGGCCGAGUUCGACGCGUGGAAGGAGACGACGCCCGGCGUAGGCAAGAACCAGCUCGCCGGCAAGCUCGCCGUCGGCCCGGCCAGCGGGCUCGGGGGCGCGGCGACGGCGGGCGGCCUGGGCGGGUGGGGGCCCGACGCCGAGCCCAACGAUAAGGACCGCGGCAUGAAGUUUCCGCCGCAGCCGCUGCCGCAGAAGAAGUCGACGGUUGACGAGGAGUGAAGAAGGCGAGGUCGAGAUUGGAGGUCGGUUGGGGACCCGGCCGGGGGAGGGGGCAUUUGGUGAGUGAGCAACAAGCGUGGAGCUGAGGCUUGAACAUGCACGAGGGAGGGAGGGUAGGCAGGUAAUGAUGGGAAGGCCCUGUGAAGGAGGGCUUGGAUUGUCCGGGACCUAACGUCAGGAACGGAUAACGUAUCGAGAAAGGGGGAGGAGCGAGCCUUGUUCUGAACUGUCUAUUCUUGAUUUCUCGAAACGACCGACUGUACUACUCCGUACAAUUAUUAGUCCCUUCCAUGCACC
Purpureocillium takamizusanense is the source of this 872-nucleotide messenger RNA. RefSeq lists its product as uncharacterized. The record is from RefSeq and is a predicted model, not a curated record. Lineage: Eukaryota; Fungi; Ascomycota; Sordariomycetes; Hypocreales; Ophiocordycipitaceae. The coding region runs from base 165 to 575 and encodes 136 amino acids. The transcript has a single exon.